CUUAAUACUGUGUGUGGUUACCUGGAUGAUCUACGACUGUUUUUUUUGUUGUGUGAUGGUUGUUCAUGAGUCCCUUGUUUGUUCUGAGCAGUUAAACUGAGCUCUGUUCUUCAGAAAAAAUCUCCAGGUCCCAAAAAUUCUUCAGUUUUCCAGCAUCUUUUGCAUAUUUGAACCCUUUACAGCAGUGACUGAAUGAUUUUGAGAUCCAUCUUUUCACACUGAGGACAACUGAGGGACUCAAACACAACUAUUAAAAAAGGUUCAAACAUUCACUGAUGCUUCAGAAGGAAACACGAUGCAUUAAGAGUCGGGGGGUGAAAACUUUUGAACAGGAUGAAGAGGUCCAAAUUUUUCUUAUUUCGCUGGAAUAUAAUUUUUUUUUUUUUUUCUCCAUUUAGUACUGCCCUUCGAAAGCAACAGAAAAUACUUGCAUGUUUCCCGGAAGACAAAUUAAAUACAAUUUACCUUGAUCUUCAAAUUCCAAAUGUUUUCACCCUCCAUCUAUUAAUGCAUCAUGUUUUUUUCUGGAGCAUCAGUGAAUGUUUGAACCUUUUUUAAAAGUUGUGUUUGAGUCCCUCAGUUGUCCUCAGUGUGAAAAGACGGAUCUCAAAAUCAUUCAGUCACUGCUGUAAAGGGUUGAAAUAUGCAAAACAUGCUGGAAAACUGAAGAAUCUGCAGGACCUGGAGGAUUUUUCUGAAGAACAGAGCUCAGUUUAACUGCUCAGAACAAACAAGGGACUCAUGAACAACCAUCACAAAACAAAAAAAAAACAGUCGUAGAUCAUCCAGGUAACCACACACAGUAUUAAGAAUCAAUGGUUCACAAACUUUUGAACUGGGUCAUUUUAAUAAAUACAGCUAUUUUUUUUUUUUUUUUUUUUUUUGUCUUGUGGAUUAUAUGUUAACAUCUUUUGUGUAAAAUAUCUUACUCAGGACAGUACUAAAUAAAAAAUAACAUGCGUUUUUUUGCAACUGUAUGUACCGCUGCAAGAAAUCAAGCAAUGAAACCGCGCAAUUCCCAUAACGCGUUUAUUAUGAUGAGAUCAUCCCCGUGUUUAACCAGAAGCCCCUUCGUCUCAGAGUAAUAUUGCAGAAGACAUGCAAAGAUAAGUACAAACAUUUAUAGUGUAUAGUUAUAGAUUCAGAAAUCAUUACUAUUGGUCACCCUUUACGUCUCUGUGUUUUAAAAUAUUUAACCAAUAAAAAAAGUAUUAAAAAGAUCUCGUGACUAAACCUCGUAACUCCAUUGGCUCUUCAAACUGUCAGUCAAACAUCAACUCCACACGCCUCUAUCGUGAAUGAAGUGUUUGAAGAGAGAUCUCUGCUUGUUUACAGUAUUAUGGUAAAUGAACUGUUUGUUUGAGUAAGUACAGCGUUUUCUUUACUCAAGAAUCUCUCUAUAUAAAAACUAAUGUUUAUGUGUUUGAGGAGCGGAGAAGAGUCUUAAAUAGCCUGUGCGUAGCAGCUUAGUCUUUAAUAACGUGAGAUUUUGGCCAAAUGUCAGAAGAAACUGAGUGUCCGCAUAUCUACAGUAAUCUUCAUAAGCUGUAAGUUGAUGAACACGUGAUGCACUGCCUCAGAUGCGGCUGUUAAUGACGAAUCUCUGACAUUCUCCGAAAAUGGUCAAAAACCUCAUAACUCCAUUUGAGCUUGAUUUUGCUAAAAUUUUAAUAAUAUAUUGACACGUACAAGUGCCUGACCAUAUAUAAAUUCAUUAAUUCAUUCAGGCUAUUUGCUGUUUUCUAACUGUGAACUUAAAACUGCUGUUUUUUUUAAUGUUAUUUAUUUGUAUUAUUGUUGUUGUUUUUUUAUAUAAUUUGGCAUGCAGUUUUUAUAUUCGAUACGUUUAGGCCUAUAUGAUUUCCCCACCCUGUUUUAUGAAGGCCGUUUGAACGUUUCUGGCCUCGCCCUGCUUCAAUUAAAAAUAUAGACGUUUAAUUCAGAUGUAUUUCUUUUAUUGGGAUUCUGUUAUUUGAUUUAACUGAAAUUUAGGAAUUAAUAAUGUAAUGAACAUAGCUGGGCAAUAAAUUAUCUGUCGUUUAAAUGAAGUCAAUCACGUAAUUUUGAAGUUUUAUUUUAUUGACAUAAAGUUCAUUUUAUUUCGAUUUAUGAUUUUGUUUUAUUACCAUACAUUAUUCCAACGCUUCUACAGUUUAGAAAGAAUAAGUCUCAUAUGUAUUAAAGAAAACGUCAAAAUGAAGUUUGUAACUAUUCAAUAAAUGUGUUUAGAUUCGAUGUGCGCUCACGCGCUCUGCUCACACACGUGACUUCAGGUGUGCGCGCAUGAGUGAUUCAAAUUUUAGUUGCUAUAGCGACGCGUGUUAUGAAUUCUGUCUGCAUAUAUACACACUCGAACCAGAUCGCUAUCUGUUGGUUGAGAGACGAAGCGAAUUCAGAGACUUUUGCAGAGCAUUUCUUGAGAUUUUGAAGCUGAGAGGAGACUUUUAUUCUAGAAGGAGAGCGGAGGAUAUUUCUUUCACAUAGUUUUAUUUAUUUUGAAAGACUUCAUAUUAUUUCUGAGGACAGUUUUAUUGUUCUUUUUUAUUUUAGAAGGAGUUUGUAGUUUCGGUUCUUUCUUUCUUUUUUUUUUUAGCUUUUUCUUUCUUUCUUCUUCUUAUUCUUUUUUUUUUUUUGGAGGAUUAUUUCUGAGGAGAGUUGUAUUUCAUUCUUUUUUUAUAUAUAUUGUAUUUUGUAAGUUAUUGUUUUUAUUGCAGUUUGGAAGAGGAUGUCGAUGGCUCACGGGGGUGAAAGAGGAGCCUCAGGCAGCUCCAGAUCCAGGAGAGCUGCUUCCUGUCAGACGGCUGGUCAGGAGCUUUGGAGACCCGGUUCUGGUGACCACGAUCAGGAUCCGCUGCCAGACCCGACCCAGACACUGAGCCAGGAGAUAUCUGGAUAUUUAACACCUCUGCCGUCAGACUUUUCUGUUUUUGUGUCCACAGGUCAGGAUCACUGGAGGAGGAAGUGGCAGAGCGGCAGCCAGCAGAGCCCAGAUGAUGGACGUCCGUCCACUCCAUUUAAAAGACUUGUUAAACGCUCUCACAGAGCCUCCGGCCACUCCAGAUCCACUCAGACAGAUUCUUCACCGGGCAUCAUGUCCACAUCAUCUCUGUCCCUCUCUGAGGACAAUGUAGAGAGGCGGUCAUGCAGAGAGUUGAUGAGCCUCAGCAGCAGAGGCUCGUACAGCGUCAUAUGGAGGUGGAGUGGUGAUGGAUCAGAUCGCCCAAACCAACAGGGCAACCGGUGUUUGUCCAGGUCCGACAGCCUCGAAGAGUGGAUGUGCCCUCCGCUGCCGGGUCAAGUUCCUGUCGGGCCGUCAGAGACUUCAAAUGGCCGAACUGCUCAGGGUGCCGUGGAGGAGGCUUCUCCUGUGAACAAGAGCUCAACAGAAGAACCUACAGAAUGUCGGAAGAGGAAAGGAUUUGGUUCUGUCUUCCAGAGGCUGUGGAAGGCUUUGAAGAGUCCUUUCGGCUGCUGUUUCCACAGUAGUGCUGUGGAUGUUGUGGAGCCUUUUGUCCCUCCAGCAGAUCUGGAGCCAGAGCCUGAUCCUGAGCCGUCACCUGCUCCAGAUCACUCCGCCGUCAAGACAAAUAACGAGUCCUUUGAGUCUCUCUAUAACGUGGGAGAGAUGAUUGGAUCUGGAGGAUUUGGCAGGGUGUACGAGGGAACACGCAGAUUUGACUCCAAAAAGGUUGCCAUCAAGCGGAUGCGCAAGACUGACAACAAUCGUUACCUUGAUAUUCCUGGGCAUCCCGGACCUCUCGUUACAGAAGUGGCGCUGCUGCUGAUGAUGAGGCGAGAACCCAUAAGCCCCUACAUCAUACAACUAUACGAGUGGUUUGAACAUCCUCGAAAAUUCACUCUGGUCAUGGAGUUCCCUGAACCCUGCGAGAGCUUGCUGGACUUCAUCGUUCGUCAUCCUCAACUGGACGAAACAACAGCGCGGGUCAUCAUGCGACAGGCUGUGCUGGCAGUACAACACUGCGUUGAGCAUGGUGUUUUUCAUAAUGACAUUCAUGCGCAGAACUUCCUGUUGAAGAAAAACACGUUAGAGCUCAAGCUGAUAGACUUUGGCUGCGGUCAGCUGUUGAGCAGCGAUGGCUACGAGAGGAACAUAUACCGUGGAAUACUGGAUUACUGCCCACCUGAAGUCUUGACAGACCCUCGAUUUCACGCCGUCCCAGCGAAUGUCUGGUCUCUAGGAGUGCUGCUGUAUGAGAUGGUGAACGCAUGUUCUCCUUUUCAGGACAGAGCGGAAAUCACACAAGCCAAAGUUACAUUUCAGAACUCCAGCUUAUCCAAAGAAUGCAGAGAUCUGAUUAGCCAGUGCCUAACCCGGGAUCCAACUAAACGGCCGACGUUAGAGCAGAUGUUACAACAUAAAUGGAUCAGAAAUGAUGUAGAUUGGAGAAGUUCAGGAGAUUCACUCCAUCAGUGAUUACAGGAAAUAACAGAUUUGCUGUCGUCGGUGGAGGGCUUGAACUUGAGAUUUGACUGAAGCCUGAAGUCCAACCCCAGCCUGACAGGAACUCAGAGCCGCCGCACCAGAGACUCAGAGCCUGUCCACGUCUGAGAAGAACACGAGAGACGACAAGACUGGAGAGAAUCGUCAAGUCAUCACAGACACAUUUAUUUUGUUUUAAAACGUCAAGACGAGUCAUCUUUAUUUAUGACCAAUCUGUCUGUGACUGUAUAUGUAUAUAUGUAUAUAAAAACUCUAUAUGACCCCUUUGAAUAAAUGUUUUUAGUUGCGUAAGUGCUA
Ctenopharyngodon idella (grass carp) is the source of this 4759-nucleotide messenger RNA. RefSeq names its product aurora kinase A-like. The record is from RefSeq and is a predicted model, not a curated record. Gene Ontology annotation, biological process: regulation of mitotic cell cycle; protein autophosphorylation; negative regulation of apoptotic process. Gene Ontology annotation, molecular function: ATP binding; protein serine/threonine kinase activity. NCBI's taxonomy places the organism in Eukaryota, Metazoa, Chordata, Actinopteri, Cypriniformes, Xenocyprididae. The transcript is spliced from 10 exons. Gene Ontology annotation, cellular component: cytoplasm. Bases 2726 to 4435 code for a protein of 569 amino acids.